Molecule: messenger RNA, 3061 nt
Organism: Odontomachus brunneus
Lineage: Eukaryota; Metazoa; Arthropoda; Insecta; Hymenoptera; Formicidae
Exons: 1
Source: RefSeq, a predicted model, not a curated record
CCCGUAGCCUUCUCUGGGGUCGUCUUCGGGCAUCACCAUCACAGCCACACCUCGUCCAGCAGUGGUAGCAGUCACGGAGGCAGCCAUAGCAGCCUGGUAGCAGGUCACAGCCAUAGCCUCCACGCGCCGCAGCCCCAGACACCGCUGCCGCCGACUCACGCGUCGUCGUCAGGAACCGUGACGCCCGCCACGGCCGUGGUCCAUCCACACGCACAUACGCACGCACACGCCGGUAGCCACCACCAUCAGCUGACGCAUGUGGCUCAACAAUAUCCUGCGCUCCUACAUCAGACGCCUCAUGGCUUGGCCGCUUAAACAUAUUGGACGCCCCAGAGAAAAUUAGUCGAGACGCCUCAGAGAAGAAGAGAGAACGAAAGAGAGAGAGAGAGAAAGAUAGGUAGAGAGAGGCAGAGAAAGAGUCGAGGCGAUUCCACGAAACCGUCGAUCAAUAUCCACGUCCACAGAAACGACGAAAAAUCCUCAUGGACUCUAUCGAGCAGCCGUUUAAAGACUGCCUCCACUUGUAAGGAAAGAUAAAGUUCGCGCGUAGUAUAUUAUUAUUAAUUAUUAAUUAUUAAUUAUUAUUAUUAUGAUUCUUAUUCAACAUCAAGCGAAAACUUCGCUAUUGUAUAAAAGAGGCGCGUGUGGGGCUGCUAUUUUAUGCAGCCCGAAGACUCUUUCCGAGUAUCGGUAAUCAGGUGUCGGUAUUGUACGAAUAAUAUAUGUCAUCAUACGACACCAAGCAAUCUGUCCAAUUCGUAAUUCGGUAGUAUUUUCUCCACUUAUACAUACAUACGUAUAUACAUACAUAUAUAUGUUUGCAAAUAGAUAUAUGUAUAUGCACACAUAUACGUGUAUGUAUGUAUAUGUAUGGAUGUAUAUAUAAAGUAAAGAGUAAUUAAUGUCACUUAGUGUGUCCCUGCUCCUCCCGUUGCCCCAGUUUCCCCUUUCUCACUCCAAUUGCAUCGUGUCGUUACUUCGUCUUAUACUAUCGAGCCCAGAUUGCAUAUUGGAAAUUGAAACGUAUUAUACACUGGACUGAUCCCAUCAGACGUCAUUGAUUUUGCAGGUAGGACUGGAUGGUCCUUUGAGAAUAGAGGAUUGUAAAGCGGAUAGUUUCUUUUGAAGGGUAAGUGGACUCACUGAUCUCGUCUAAAUGCAUGUGUAUCUCUUCUUAAAUUAGCCUUUCACUUCGACAUUUACGAUUACGUUAGAAGUUACGAUCGUAUUAGAGAGUUACAGAAUUUGUGUCAAGUAUUUACACAUAAUUAAUAUAAAAAAGUGAUGUUAGCAAAACAUUUUUAUGACACAUCAUUUAUGGAUAAUUUAAUUUUUUUAUAUUCCUGAAACAUAUGUAAAACAAAAAGCCACAAUAGUUCUAUUUGUUUACUAUAGAUAGAGAAACGCGGCAUAUAUUUGUUUUUAAUAAAUGAUAGUUCCGGUAUUUACAUUUCAGACUUUGAUUUUUGACAAUGAAUACUAUUUAGUCUAAAUGUACUCGCAGUGCAGUCCACUAUUGUGACAUAUUGCGAUGUAUAUUAUAAUUAUGAUUCCUGACUGAUGUAGAAAGAGAAAGAGAGAGAAUUACUCUCUCAAAAGUUAAACGCAUUCUUCCCUUAUUAUUCAAUUAUGUUCUUAUUAUAACAAAAUAAGGAACAUGGUGAUUUUCGAAGUUAGCGUAAAAGACGAACGCAUCCAAAAAAUUAGAUAGCUAUGUCCACAGUGUCGUACUAAUCGCCUACCAAGGAUUGCAAACUAGUACCUAUAAUUCUUACUGUAUGUAAAAAAAAAAACGAUUUAUGUUAAAAGCAUAAAUAGUAGUCGGACUAGUAAGUGGUCGAUUGUACCAUUCUAGGCUGAGUUUGGGAACUUCAUGAAAACUACGGUGUUAUGCAGGGUCAAAAUUGUACGCUCACUUCUUGCCGUGAAAGAAACAAAAGAUUGUAGUACUUAAUGACAUGAGUCGAAUCUUCGUGUUUAAAGAAUAUGAGUUUUCAUACUAUUGGAUGUCUGAAUAUCUGUCGACAAAAACUGAAAAUGAUACUGAUAACUAACAUAUAGUCGAUUGUUAAUAUUUUCUUAAUAUUAAGGAUUCGUAAAUGAGAGAUCAGUUGUCGUAUUUUUAUUGAUUGUGUAUUUUAUGUCUUUUUUUUACAAGUAGACUUAAAAUAUAUACAAGUAAUACAUUUUUAUAUAUGUGGAAUAUUAUAUAUUAACAAAAUUUACAAAUAUGUAAAUUUUGUUAAUUCAUAUAUUUAACAAUAUAUCAACUUACACAAACAUAUAUAUAAACGCACGCACGCGUUUAUACGCGUGCGUAUGACGUCUAGUAAAUGUCACGGUUGUUGAUCUCUGGAAAUCCAGUGGACGUAGCAGCCUGUAGAUGUCUUUUCCGGUUGUUCUACACUUUUCGUUUAAAACCCAUGCUCACGUCUUUCACGACGAGAAAAAAAAGUAAGAAGAAACCGAUCUCGUAUGAACGAAGUCCUAAGCACGGCCAGAAUACAGGCAGAUAAUACUUUUUAAUCAGAACAUCAGCGAGUAUAUAAGUAAUUUAAUCAGAUGUUUAAUGCAAAUUAGGAAAAAAACUACCCCAAUGGAUCUCUAUUCUAAGGUGCAACAUUAUUUAAAUUAUAAGGGACUGCCGAGAGUCUGCGUGAAUGGCUACUAUAUAUUAUAUAUGCAUAUUUUGUGGCCCUUCUGUGUGUGCGUGCGUGCUUGUUUGUGUAUAUGUGUGUACGUAUGUGUGUGUAUGUGUGUGUGUGUGUACGCUUGGUAUAUAUGCGCACGUGAAUAUGCAGGUGGAUGCUAACAUGUGUAUAUGUGUGUAACUGGACGCACGCACAUGUAUGAUGCGUGUAUGUAUGUUCUGUCAUGUACGAACGUGUCACGGUUGUGGGUAUAAACAUAGUAUGAAGUGAAAAGAAAGUACACGCUAUAUGCACGGAAAAUCGAUAGGGAGAGAGAGACAGAUAUGCAGAGAGAUAAGGGGGAUAGAAAUGAGAACAAAAAUGAGGAAAGAAGGAUUGGAAAAUCAAGAAAAGAAUAGAAGAAAAAUGAG